Messenger RNA from Lolium rigidum, 795 nucleotides. Its product is annotated as putative F-box/LRR-repeat protein 23. Lineage: Eukaryota; Viridiplantae; Streptophyta; Magnoliopsida; Poales; Poaceae. The transcript is spliced from 2 exons. The annotation marks the transcript as partial. The record is from RefSeq and is a predicted model, not a curated record. Gene Ontology annotation, molecular function: protein binding.
CACGCCCUGCCUACGUCAGAACUACAUGCUAGGGACUGGUCAGAGAUCCCCCUCCCCGCGCUCACUUUGCUCUUCACCAAGAUCAGCGCUGUGGACAUUCUCAUGGGUGCAGGCCUCGUGUGCCAGUCAUGGCUGGAGGCAGCAAAAUCGCCGUGUCUUUGGCGCGAAGUUGACAUGUCUCACUCUCACAAGCCGUGCUACAAGCUGUUAGUGGAGGAGUGUGCAAUGGCCAAGGUGGCCGGAGACCGCUCUAGUGGGCAGCUGGAGGCAUUCACGGGGGAGGGAUUUGUCACGGAUGAUCUCCUUAAGUAUAUCGGGGAAAGAUCGCCUUCUCUGAAGUGCCUUGGAUUGAUAUCAUGCAUCGACGUCUCCAUCGAAGGAUUCACCGAGCUGCUAUCCAGGUCCCCUCUGCUAGAAGACCUCACGGUAAUGGGCUGUGAUAACAUCGAGGACAUUGCUUGCCCGGUCGCCGCAGGGGCAUGCCCGCAGCUCAAGCGCCUUGUCCUGUACAAACGGAAACGGAGUUCUUCCCAUUCUCCACGGUCCUUUACCAUGGGCAUUUGGACCUGCCGGAGAUAUGUAAGGAGCGAGUACGAGCAAAGAAUCGAGACCAUGCGCGAGCUGCGGGAGCUUACACUCGUCGGGAGCGACAUCGAUGCCCAGGAACUGGAUGCCGUCGUCGACGGCUGUCCUCACCUGGAGCAUCUCUGUUUGAUUGACUGCUGUAACCUCGAAGUCCCCGACGCCCUGCGAGCAAAGUGUGCCAGGAUCAAGAAGCUGGAGCUCUGUUCCUAA